CUCCGUGUGAGUAGUAUCUAUCUGCGUUGAAGAAAAGCUCCUCUCCCACACUGGCUGCUAUGACCUAGCUACCGGACGACACUUUCUGCUCUCAGGACUGACCGCUACGUCUCAAAUAGUUUUGUUGUUGCGUUUUUUGGCAACCAUACAUUCAACAUACAGUCGUUUAUGGUUGCAUUGCCGCGACUUUUUAAUCGCAACUGCUGGCCUCUGGGGCUAGCAGAGCAGUGACAGAGUGGAGCCAGCUGGUCGGUCAGAGGUACAGUAACGUUAGCAAACAAGCUAAUUAGCCUGGAUUACUGUCUUUAAUCACAGAGAGUCUGCGGUUUUACUCACUACGGCAACAAUGAAGAUAACUGUGGAUUUCGAGGAAUGCUUGAAGGACUCCCCACGGUUCAGAGCCACCAUAGAGGAAGUGGAGGGGGAUGUAUGUGAGUUGGAAUCCAAGCUUGACAAAUUGGUGAAGUUGUGUAUUGGGAUGAUUGAUGCUGGAAAAGCCUACAAUGCAGCCAACAAGCAGUUUGUGAACGGGAUCCGGGAGCUAGCCCAGCAGUCCACCAAAGAUGAGGUCAUCGAGUCCAGUCUCACAAAGUUCGCUGAGAGCCUGCAGGAGAUGAUCAACUAUCACACGAUAUUAUUCGAUCAGGCCCAGAGAUCAAUCAAGAUCCAGCUUCAAACAUUUGUCAAAGAUGACCUACGUAAAUUCAAAGAAGCCAAGAAGCAAUUUGACAAAGUGAGCGAGGAAAAGGAGGCGGCGCUAAUCAAGAACGCACAGGCGCCCCGCAACAAGCAACAUGAGGUGGAGGAGGCCACCAACAUCCUCACUGCCACACGCAAGUGUUUCCGACACAUCGUCCUCGACUACGUCUUACAGAUCAACGUGCUACAAUCAAAGAGAAGAUCAGAAAUCCUGAAAUCAAUGUUGUCCUUCAUGUACUCCCACCUGACAUUCUUCCACCAAGGAUAUGACCUCUUCAGUGAACUUCAACCUCUGAUGAAACAGCUUGGUGGACAGUUGGACCAGCUGGUGGUGGAUGCUGCCAAAGAGAAGAGGGACAUGGAGCAGAAACACUCCACCAUCCAGCAAAAGGCUGCUCUGCAGGACGUGACUGAGCUCGAGUCUUUACCAGACUGCCGCAACUUUUCUGCUUGGAGGUCGACCUCCGACUUCUCGAAUGACGACACCAAACUGGAGUACAAUGUGGAUGCAGACAACGGCAUCGCAAUGGAGGGCUAUCUGUUUAAGAGGGCCAGCAAUGCCUUCAAGACGUGGAAUAGGCGUUGGUUCUCCAUCCAGAACAAUCAGCUAGUUUACCAGAAGAAAUUUAAGGACAACCCUACAGUGGUGGUGGAAGACCUGAGGCUUUGUACCGUCAAACACUGUGAGGACGUAGAACGUCGCUUCUGUUUCGAAGUGGUGUCACCGACCAAGAGCUGUAUGAUGCAGGCAGACUCAGAGAAGCUGCGACAGGCCUGGAUCAAAGCCGUCCAGAACAGCAUCGCCACCGCCUUCCGUGACAAGGGAGAUGAGGGCGAGAAGCUGGAUAGGAAGUCGUCCACGUCAACAGGGAGCCUGGACUCUGCCGGGGAGCCGAAGGAGAGACCACUGAAAGGAGAGAGUGCCCUGCAGAAGGUCCUGGCCAUCCCAGGAAACACCUGCUGCUGCGACUGUGGCCAGCCAGACCCCCGCUGGGCCAGCAUCAAUCUGGGCAUCACCCUCUGUAUACAGUGCUCUGGUAUCCACAGGAGUCUGGGAGUGCAUUUCUCUAAGGUUCGGUCUUUGACUUUGGAUUCAUGGGAGCCAGAACUUCUAAAGUUGAUGUGUGAACUGGGAAAUGGAGUGAUCAACCAGAUUUAUGAGGCUCGGCGAGAGGAGCUGGCAACCAGAAAACCCCAGCCUGGAGAUCCAAGACACGAGGUGGAGGCCUACAUCAAAGCCAAAUAUGUGGACCGCCGGUUUGUACGCCGGCCGUCAGACGAGGAGCUUCGCAACAAAGUGGUUUCUCUGAGCAAACAGGAGAAGAGGCUGAGCAGCAGCUCUGAGCAUCUGCCCCCAAGACCACCACCACCCACCCCCAAACUCCGUCCCGGUCAGUCAGCUGUUGCCAGCGGCACGGAGACCCGCCGCGACUCUCUCUUCUGUCCUGACGAGCUUGACUCGCUCUUCUCCUACUUUGACAACUCUGCCAAGCUCAGGAGCAUAAAAAGUGCAGACAGCGGCAUCCAGAACAGUGCUGAUGGGAGCAGGGAGAUGCUGGCCAAAACCCCCUCCAAUAACAGCCUGACAGAUGCCGACGCUGCUGAAUCUCCGCCCAUGCCCAUGCCUGCCACACUGCCUCCUCCGUCACCCUGUAAGGAGAUGGUUUUCUAUGAGCCGAAGGAGUACAGCUCAGGUCUGCAGCUGUACUGGGCUGCAUGUGCCCGCAGCCUGCCGGACAUGUCUGAGGCACUGGCCCACGGAGCCGAGGUCAACUGGGUCAACACGGAGGACGACAAGAGGACGCCGCUUAUCAUGGCGGUGCAGGGGGGUUCGCUGGUCGCCUGUGAGUUUCUGCUCCAAAAUGCAGGUAAUGUGAAUCAGCAGGACGCUCAGGGCCGAGGACCCCUCCACCACGCCACCAUGCUGGGACACACAGGGCAAGUGUGUUUAUUCUUGAAAAGAGGAGCAAAUCAAAAUGCUGCAGACAUUGAUGAGAAAACCCCUCUGACAAUCGCGGUGGAUGCAGCCAACGCAGACAUCGUCACACUGUUGCGACUGGCCAAGAUGAACGAGGAGAUGCGAGAGGCGGAGGGGCCCUACAGCCAGUCAGGAGAUGAAACCUACCAGGACAUUUUCCAGGAUUUCACCCACAUGGCCUCCAACGACCCGGACAAGCUGAACCGCUACCAGCAGUACGAUCCACAACGACCCUGACACAACAGCAACACCGUCCACUAGCGCUCAGAGACGCUGUCUGCUCAACCCAAGAGAGACAAAAGGAUGUCUAGAAAGACGAUGUCCACUUCCCCUCCAACGUCAUUCAGCGGUGAAGCCGGUCAGUGCUGCCACAGCUGGACUCGUGUCACCACGUCUAACGUGACGUUACCUUUCGUCAAAUUGUUGAAGGCACUUCUGUGAACAGCAAAACUCACUUCUUUUUUUUAACUGCGCUUCCCAAUAGGACAUUUUUAUUACAAUAAGUGAAUGGUACAGUGUUUAAAUCCCUUUGAAAGGAUUUGCAAAGUCCUAACAAAUCUAAAUGAUAAUUGAACUCUGAAUGUAAAGCUGCCAUCAAGGCUGUCGGUUGCUUUAAUCUUUUUAUAGCUUUCUUCCUGACAGAAGAGAUUCAAACACAAUUUCAGAGUUGUAAAGAGGUAAGUGAAUGACGGACUGUUUAAUACUCCAUUUAUGUUUUUUCCUCUUUUCAAUAGGAUUCUCUUGUAAUGAUCUUAGGCAUCUUUUUCUAUAUCAAAGUUUUGCUUUAGUGAACUCUCGGCAGCCUGUACACGCAAUAUGCUUUUACUUAUUUGCACAAAUCCCUUUGUCUUAAAUCGCCACUGAUUACCAUGAUGGUAACACUUUGACAUGUUAAACAAUGUACAGUGAUUAUGGAAGUAAACAUGUUAUUGAUGUGUCUGCAAUGUUAAAUAGAUGAUAGUUUUUAGAUUUUCAAAUGCUAUGAUUCUUCCAUGUCGCCUCCACAUCAGAACCUGCAGGACGUGUUCGUGCCGUAAUCAGCGUCCUGAUUUAUGUGGAUUUAAAAUAGCUUCAGUCGUCGAGAUGAUUGUUAAUUUGUAGAUUCCGUCUCAGGCUGAUUAUUAAAAAGUUAAGAUGUAGAGUUAAGGAACUCUUCAAUAUUAUAGACUUAUCCGAGCAUAUGCGGCUAUUUUUUACUCCCGUUGAGUUCUAGAAAUACCUGUAACACUGUUGUUUUAGAGCAAUAACAAUUUCAUAGGAAGUUUACUGGGAAAAAAAACUGUCAUUUGGUGAUAAUUAUAGGAAAUAUAGGAUUUCCCCUGAAAUAAGCUCCAUUAAACCAAAGUAAAUGUUUAUUUAAAGUUGGAAAUAUACGUAAAGUUAAACUCCUUAAGAUUUCAGCCAGUGUAUCUGUUUACAGCGCAGCCAAACAAACUCAAGUUGUUUGAAUACAAGAGUCAAUGAUCCAUCGUUUUAUGAUUACUGAGCACUGACCAAUACUGAAAAUUACAACUUCAUUUAGUUUCCUGUUAACCACUCGUGCGUUGGUAGGCAAUUUGAAUCUAGUGCGUGAAUGGCGGACCUCGCCACCAAAAAUGAAAACUAUACUAAAUACUAUAGAGAGAGAUGCGUACUGAAUGUAAAUGCCUUUAAUGGCUAUUGCUGAAAAAAUGCUGAGCAUAAAUGACUAAAGUUAACUUUAGUUCUCCAAUAUAUGUGUUCAGCAGUGCACUUAUUAAAAUAAUCUCUUAUGCAGGGAGAUAAUUGAAAAUAAUGAAUUGAUACUUUUACCAAUUAAACACCGUCUCUGUUUACCUUUAUAGCAGCAAAUUACAUAAAACUUUCAAGUAAACUUAAACCUGUAAAGUAAAGUUUGGAAAUGUCUGUGGAAAUUCUGUAAAGAUGUAUGACACUCAUUUCAUGUGAUGAGAAACAUGAGAAACAUUUUCACUUAAAGAGUUUUUGAUCAGACGACUGCACUGACAUUUGAUAAGAGCAGAAAUAAAAUCUUGAUGAUGUUAUGUGUACUGUACUGGAGGAUCAACUUGUGUCUUUAAAACAGAAACGUUCAAAUCUUCUCUUCUCUUUGACAUUACUAGUAUAUAGUAAGAUAUGAUAUGAAGCGCAGAGGAAACCUUUAGCAUUAUGCAACAUGGGAUACAAUUCUUGUACAUUUUGUACAGAUGCUUUUGAGUUCUCCAGAGAACUGAAGUAUAAAGGUAGUGGUACUUGAAGCAUUAAAUAAGCUUUUGUAAAUGCGGUUCUUUGUAUCCUUCGGUAAUUUUAGCCCAUUUUAUAUUGCCUGUCUUGUAAACCAUAAUACAUCAUGUACUGUAUAUUCUACCUGUAAUAUGUAAGAACUUCAAUACCCAAUGUUGAUUAUUUUAUUUACUUUUACUUGUUAUUACUUUGUCUGAGGUUUAAUUUCAACCACUUUGCCUCCUUUGGCUUCAUUAAAGUCAUUACAUGGAUGUGUUUGUUAGCAUGGAGUUGAUGUCACUGUGAGAGACACCGGUGCCAAAUUCAACGGACAUGAUAUUUGACAUUGUUUAAAUUGUUUCAUUCAAGUUGCUAGUGUGAAGAUAAAAAAAAAUGUUUUAAUGCUC
Molecule: messenger RNA, 5283 nt
Organism: Cottoperca gobio
Lineage: Eukaryota; Metazoa; Chordata; Actinopteri; Perciformes; Bovichtidae
Product: arf-GAP with coiled-coil, ANK repeat and PH domain-containing protein 2-like
Exons: 26
Coding region: 347-2914 (855 amino acids)
Cellular component (GO): cytoplasm
Molecular function (GO): protein binding; GTPase activator activity
Source: RefSeq, a predicted model, not a curated record